AACAUAUUCGAAAGAUGUCGGCGACCAGAGAAAAAGAUGGUCGACCAGGGAAACCUUCAGGAAAGGAAUCUCAACCUUUGAUUAUAGCCAAAACUCCGGCAGAGGAGCAGCGCCUUAAAUUGGAGAGAUUGAUGAGAAACCCUGAUAAACCUGCUCCUAUCCCAGACCGACCAAAAGAAUGGAACCCUCGGGCUCCUCCGGAGUUUGUGCGGGAUGUGAUGGGCUCCAGUGCAGGGGCUGGCAGUGGAGAGUUCCAUGUGUACAGACACCUUCGCAGGCGAGAGUAUCAGAGACAGGACUUCUUGGACAAGAUGACUGAGAAGCAAAAGAUGGAUUUAGACUAUCUUGACAAGGUGUCAGAUAACCAACAGGCAGCUGAUGAAAGAACAGCCAAACGCAGGAAGAAAAGGGAAAAGCUGAAGCAGAAGAAGCUUAUGGCAAAGAAAGCCAAGCAGGAAGCCAACAACGUUGAAGAUUCUGAGAAGUCCUCCUCCAGCGGUGAAGAGGACGACCAGGAGAGGGAGGCUGAGGAUGAUGCAGAGGCGCCCAGCUUCGUCAUGGGGAAGAGGUGAAUGCCUGCCACCGGGUCAUGAGACACGCUUCAGGAAGAAAUUGAACAGGGGGGUCAAUAUCGAAUACCUGUUUAGAAAUUAACACAGCUGAGCAACACAGCCCAGCUUUUAUCAAUGUUAUGAACUCCAUAGACAUCUGAGAGAGAACAAAGGGAGAUGAGCCUCUGUUAGGGAACUGACAUUCUUCCAAACUCAUGUUUAUAGUUUAGAGCCAUGUUACCUGGCCCUGGUUCCCGGGUACCGCCAACAGUACACAUUUUUUGUUGUAGCCCUGGACAAACACACCUCAUUCAACUCAUUGAGGGCUUGAUGAUUAGUUGACAAGUUGAAACAGGUGUGUUUGUCAAGGGUUACAAGAAAAAUGUACUGUUGGGGGUACUCAAGGAACAGGGUUGGGGAACACUGGUUUUAGAGGACCUCGUUCCAAUUCAGUGAAUCGAGGUUGACAAAGCUGGGUUUCGCAUUUAUUAGGCACCAAACGGAAGAAAACUGACUGAAACAGGGAGGGAAUACCUGAACUUGAAAUGCUCCUAUAAGAAAUACAUAUUUUGGUUUUCUGUUGCAAAACCUUUUGCUACAGUGUGCCCUAAUGAAUGCAAUAAUACAGGUGUCUCAUUUGAAACAUUUUCCUUUUGUGUGGUAGUAUAAUUGCUCACUUGUUAAUUUUUUUAUACUGUACUUGUGUAUAUAUUUUUAAUAAACAUCUGGGAAGAAUAAGGCCUA
Salvelinus namaycush (lake trout) is the source of this 1295-nucleotide messenger RNA. Its product is annotated as PRKR-interacting protein 1 homolog. Gene Ontology annotation, biological process: negative regulation of protein kinase activity. The coding region runs from base 15 to 572 and encodes 185 amino acids. The record is from RefSeq and is a predicted model, not a curated record. The transcript is spliced from 6 exons. Gene Ontology annotation, cellular component: nucleolus. Gene Ontology annotation, molecular function: protein kinase inhibitor activity; double-stranded RNA binding; protein kinase binding. NCBI's taxonomy places the organism in Eukaryota, Metazoa, Chordata, Actinopteri, Salmoniformes, Salmonidae.